Molecule: messenger RNA, 1887 nt
Organism: Aspergillus saccharolyticus JOP 1030-1
Lineage: Eukaryota; Fungi; Ascomycota; Eurotiomycetes; Eurotiales; Aspergillaceae
Product: enoyl-[acyl-carrier-protein] reductase
Exons: 2
Coding region: 147-1421 (424 amino acids)
Biological process (GO): fatty acid metabolic process
Cellular component (GO): mitochondrion
Molecular function (GO): trans-2-enoyl-CoA reductase (NADPH) activity
Source: RefSeq, a predicted model, not a curated record
GUCAUGCACAAGCUCCCUCUUAACUCUUCCCCCUCCGAUUUACUGCUUCAUUCAAAAUACAGACCUGUAGCCGAGGCUCGUCAACAGCAAAGCUUGAGACGUGAGGAUAAGUUUUGUAUGCUGAAGAAUUUCGCCAACUUUCGAAAAUGCUCUCCAAUAGCUCGGUACGGUCAGUGUUUGGUGCUUCCCGCAGCCGCGUCGGAGGAUCCUUUCCAAGAGUGAAUGUCUCCGCGCCAUUCACUGCUCAUAUGCAGCACCCAUCGCCAGUCUCCAGCUAUUGUUUUCCAGUAGGGAAUCGAAAAUGGAUCUCGGUUUAUGGGUAUACUCAGGCCAAAGCCCUUGUCUACUCUCGUUACGGGGAACCUAAGGAUGUUCUGCAUCUUCACAAGCAUUCUAUAUCGGCCCCUCAUGGAACUCAAGUCAACCUUCGUCUGCUUGCUGCCCCGUUAAAUCCAGCCGAUAUGAACCAGAUCCAAGGCGUCUAUCCGAGUAAGCCGCCCUUCCAGACGUCGCUUGGUACAGAAGCGCCUUGCGCAGUCGCCGGCAAUGAAGGCGCGUUUGAGGUUACUGCGACGGGAUCAAAUGUCACCAGCCUCAGCAAAGGUGAUUGGGUGGUUAUGAAGCAGACUGGACUGGGCACUUGGCGGACUCACGCCCAAUUGGACGAGUCGCAAUUGAUUAAGAUUGAAAACAAAGAAGGCCUGACGCCGCUCCAAGUUAGCACCAUUAGCGUGAACCCUGUGACCGCGUACCGGAUGGUCAAGGAUUUCUGUGACUGGGACUGGAUGCGGGCUGGUGAAGAGUGGUUGAUUCAAAAUGGGGCAAACAGCGGCGUUGGACGAGCUGUUAUUCAGCUUGCGCGGGAAUGGGGUAUCAAAACGCUCAACGUUGUGCGGGAUCGUAAGACUCCCGAAGAAACUGAGGGACUGAAGAAGGAACUACGUGAUUUGGGUGCGACGGCCGUGUUUACGGAAUCCCAGCUGCUUUCCGGUGAAUUCAGGAAUAUUGUGCAUGAUAUUACACGCCAGGGGAAGGAGCCAAUUCGUUUGGCUCUGAACUGCGUUGGCGGGAGGAGCGCAACUGCGUUAGCCAAAACACUUGCACCGGGUUCGCAUCUAGUCACUUAUGGAGCCAUGUCGAAGCAGCCAGUUGCCCUGCCAUCUGGUCUCCUUAUAUUCAAAGAUCUCACUUUCAACGGCUUCUGGGUCAGCAAUUGGGGCGAUAAAAAUCCACAGCUCAAGGAAAACACAAUCAACGAUGUGUUACAGUUAACCCGGACAGGCAAAUUCAAGGAUAUUCCUGUGGAGGAGCUCAGAUGGCGCUGGGAUACAGAGUGUGCGGAGCUCUCGGCAGGCGUACAGGAAACACUCAGCGGCUUCCGCAGUGGUAAGGGCUUGCUCCGCUACGAGGCAGAGGAUUGAAUCUGCAUAGGCUUGUGAAAUUAGGGUCUCAUGCGUCGUUGAGAGGGACACAGUUAUCGCUAUAGUGGCGACCAUGCAAAGCAAUUAAUCCCUGAUUUGCCCUUGAGCCUAUAUUUACACUAAAAUGCCUAUAAUUAUCUUGCCUUGGGAUUUACUCACUACCUGCGUUAUCGCAUUAGUGCGUCAUCCAAGGGACUUAGACAGCGGAAGUUUCUCUAAAAAGAAUGAUCCACUCAAAAUAGCUAGUUGCCUCAAUCAAACAAUGAUUUUGGUUUCAAGGUGCAACUAUAAGGAAGCUAUAAGUUAUAGGGUGCUACAACAGUUCAUGCUAUCUUGAGAAGUUGUGGCUCUGAGAAGGAAAGAAAAGCCUGUCUGUUGAACAUCAUAGAACGGAAUGAAUCCACGAUGCACUCACAUGUCAGCCCCAGAUUCAAAGAAACCAUCUUCGCAGGCCCAGUUUGCUUUC